AUGGCAACAGGUAAUGUUAAGCUUCUAGGAAUAUGGGCAAGCUCUUUCGUGAACCGGGUUGAAAUAGCCCUCAAAAUAAAAUCUAUUGAGUCUGAAUUUAUACAAGAAAAUUUGUUAAACAAAAGUGAGCUGCUCCUCAAAUCCAACCCUGUUUACAAGAAAAUCCCAGUCUUAUUCCAUGAUGAAAAGCCUAUUUGUGAGUCACUUGUCAUCCUUCAGUACAUCGAUGAAGUUUGGACUAAUGGUCCCUCCAUUCUUCCUUCUGAUCCUUAUGAUCGUGCCAUAUCCCGGUUUUGGGCAGCCUAUAUAGAUCAAAAGUGGUUUCCGUUGGUGACGGAGCUUAGGAACGCGGUAGGAAAAGAAGCAAAGGAAGCAGUGUUGGACAAAAUAUAUGAAGGAGAUUUGCUGCUGGAGGAAGCUUUUAUCAAGAUCAGCAAAGGUAAAUCUUUCUUUGGUGGAGAUAACAUCGGUUACCUUGACAUUGUUCUAGGGAGUUUACUUGGAUGGGUGAAGGCGCAAGAGAUAAUGGAUGAAGUGAAGAUACUAGAUGAAACCAAGAUACCUAACUUAGCAAAAUGGGAUGAGAGAUUUUGCUCGAACGAAGUUGUAAAGGAUAUCAUUCCACAGCCCGAAAAACUUGUCGAAGUUUAUCGGAAGUAUAAGGAGAGCUUCUACAAUAAAUAA
This is a messenger RNA of Lycium barbarum (goji berry), 684 nucleotides long. Its product is annotated as glutathione S-transferase U17-like. NCBI's taxonomy places the organism in Eukaryota, Viridiplantae, Streptophyta, Magnoliopsida, Solanales, Solanaceae. The transcript has 2 exons. Gene Ontology annotation, cellular component: cytoplasm. Gene Ontology annotation, molecular function: glutathione transferase activity. Gene Ontology annotation, biological process: glutathione metabolic process. The record is from RefSeq and is a predicted model, not a curated record. Bases 1 to 684 code for a protein of 227 amino acids.